AUGGAAAGAAAGAAUCAAACAACUCUGAAAGAAUUCAUCCUGAUGGGACUGUCAGAUGAUCCUACAGUCAAGAUCUUGCUCUUUGUUAUUGGUUUGUUGAUCUACUUAUUCACAGUAGCAGGGAACCUAGCUAUCAUUCUUUUGAUCCAAAUUGACCAGCAUCUCCACACUCCCAUGUACUUCUUGUUGAACAAUCUCUCCUUUGCUGAAAUCUGUUAUAUCACCACCACCAUGCCAAAGAUGUUAUGGGAUCUCUCAUCGGGGGAUAAGACCAUCUCCUUUGCUGGCUGUAUGGUCCAAAUGUAUUCCUUUCUAACCACUGCUGCCACAGAAGGCGCCCUACUCUCUGCCAUGGCAUAUGAUCGCUAUGCUGCCAUUUGCCAUCCAUUGCACUAUACUAUGCUUAUGAGCCAACCUACAUGCAAGUGGCUUCUAGCAGCUUCAUGGAUUAUUGGAAAUCUCAAUGCCAUGGUCAAUACAGCCUUUGUCUUCUCCCAGAACUUCUGCAGUUCCAAUAAAAUUGCACACUUCUUUUGUGACAUCCCACCUGUCCUGCAUCUUUCAUGCUCUGAUACUUUCCUUGCUGAAAUGGGGACCUUCAUUAUCUCUGGAAGCAUCAUGAUAACAACUCUCAUCUUGAUUGUCCUCUCUUAUUUCCUCAUUGUCUCAGCUGUGCUCAGAAUCCAUUCAGUUCAGACUAGAAUCAAAACAUUCUCCACGUGCGCCUCCCACCUGACUGUAGUUAGCAUCUUCUACAGUACUGCCAUCUUUACAUACAUGCGUCCCUCCUCCAGUCACUCCACGGGAAAGGAUCGCCUGAUCUCUAUAUUGUACACCAUCAUCACUCCUUUCCUGAACCCUCUAAUCUACAGCUUCAGGAACAAGGAAAUACGAACAGCAUUACUGGACAUUCUUGGAAGAAAAAAACAUUGCGUACUCUGA
Molecule: messenger RNA, 942 nt
Organism: Anolis sagrei ordinatus
Lineage: Eukaryota; Metazoa; Chordata; Lepidosauria; Squamata; Anolidae
Product: olfactory receptor 5F1-like
Biological process (GO): G protein-coupled receptor signaling pathway
Cellular component (GO): membrane
Molecular function (GO): odorant binding; G protein-coupled receptor activity; olfactory receptor activity
Source: RefSeq, a predicted model, not a curated record